AGCCGAGCUGACGUGUGCGUGACCGUUAGUGAGGGCGCAGCGCGGAAAUUCAAAAUUCGAACGGCUGCAGUGUGUGUGAGUGUGUGAGAGAGUGUGUGUAGGAGUGUGUAUAGCAGGAUUUGUCCUCGUUUAGGCUACACAUUGUAUACAGUGUUAUUUAGCUCGAGUUGAGGAUUGAAUUACUUCGGAAUGGAUCCGUUCACUGAGAAACUGUUAGAGCGCACACGGGCUCGCAGGGAGAAUCUUCAGAAGAAGAUGGCGGAGAGGCCCACAGCAGCCAACCGACAAAUGAACAAGAGGUCAAGAGAGCCUCUUACAGAGACAAACAGUGUCCUCGGUCAGCCGCCAGCUGAGAAAGCACUUCCCUCCUUAAAACCCUCUCCUUCUAAGCGUCGGUGCUCAGAGGAAAAUGCUGGGGAAGAGAACAAGGAACCUGCCGCUCCUCAAGUCACCGUUUCAGAGCCUGCAAUAGACAAGAAGCCCCCCAUUGCACCAAGCAGUAAUCAGUCAGCCACAGUGGAGCGACUGGCUGUCCAGACCAGCUCAGACUUGGUCAAAGGGCUUCCACACCAUUCUCCAGACACUGAGAAAAUGGAGGCGUAUUCUUCACAGAUUACAACAGGAUGCACAGAUAAGGUGAUCAAGCACUCUAUAAUGGCGGAAAGCAGCGAAGCUGUCCGAGGCGCUCCUGCUCUCAUUCCAUCUGCCGGCAACAUGAGGUCUCGUCUGCAGAAACUGGCUGACCAGAGGCACUGCUGGGACUCAGAGGGUGGCCUUGAGCCAGCCCCCAACAGUGUAGCCCUGUCCCCUAUUAAAUCCCAAAGCAUGGCGAUUGCUCCUAAUCCAGCUCCAGCCAUCACAUCAGAGAAGCCGUUGGGCAGAAAGGGCAGACUGGCAAACCUUGCUGUGACCAUCAGUUCCUGGGAAGAUGAUCUUGGGCAUCCGCCCACUUACAGAGACAAUGCACAAGGGCAGCCUGGCACAGCCUGUGUUCCUCCUCCAGCACGUGUGGGAACGAGCACCAGUGUCAAGACCAUUGCUGCUGCACAACAAACUAAGUCUGUUGGUUGCAAGCCUGUGCACAGCACUCAACAGCCAGCAGUUUAUUCUCCAGUCAGAUCAUCCAGAGUGAUUCCUCCAAGCCCCCAGAAGACCGAUGUACCUGAGACAAAACAAAGACAUCUCUCCCCUGCAUCCAGCCCCCUGAAGAGCUUCUCUAGUCAGCAGUCUUCGCCAGUCAAAGCUGGAAGAGUCCCAUUUACUCUUCAGGCUGCCCAGACUUCCAAAAGCCCUUUGAAGACUCAGGCCCCAUGUAAAGAAUUAGGACCAGGAAAAGUUGUUCAUGCAAGUCCUGCAAAAACAAACGCUGCAGCCCAUCCUUCCUCAGGUGUAGUGCUUUCUCAGGCUCCUGAGAGGCUGAUCCAGAAUUCAACACCCAUACAGAAAUCUGGCCCUGUUGGACCUUCUGGAGGUGUUAAGUCGUUUUUGGAGCGUUUUGGGGAAAGGUGCCAAGAACGCAAUCAGGGAUCUCCACUUAACGGUGUGGGUGUGGCUCAUACACCUGCUGCUACACCGUCAUCACCUCACAAAUCAAAACUGCUUCUGGAGAGGCUACCUGUUACACACGGGGCAUCCACUACUGCCCUCCUCACUCAGAAGCAGAAAAUGGAACGCGAGGCAGAAUUGGCACAGGUUCGCAACCGAUUUCAGAACAGCAAGGUGUCAAAAAGCAGAGAGGAUCUUUCAGAGGAUGCAAAUAAUGCAGAAUCUAAGGAGGUGGACGACCCCAAUUUAAAGUCUGUCCCAGUACUUAACAAGGAGCCAUCAGCACCACGCCUGGACGUUCUGGAAAAUAAAUUAAUAAAAAAUGAAACAUCAAAUAUAAAUCCAGUCCUCUCAAGCCCAUUGAAGAAGGUUGAGGUUUCUUCAGAAAAAGCAGAAACAGAUAAGCAAGAAACAAAGGAGGAGAUACGCGAGAUCGAGAUGAAUGUUGAUAGCUCCAUCAAUUCUGAGGUGAUUAACAAUCUUUUCGAAGAUGUUUUGGAAGAGAAAGAUGAGGAUGCUUCUGAAGAGGACGAGGAGGAAGAUGCUCUUAACAUCUCCUCCAUGUCUCUCCUCACACCACUGGCAGAGACUGUGGCCUCAGUGGUCAAGAGCCCUGAAAGAAGAGUCAUGACAUCAACCCCGGCCAGCUCAUUUACUGAGAAAAACGGGACCCCUGAAGCUGUUUCCAGGCCCACAAAAUUCCAAAGGACACGAAUGCUUGGUGCUGGAUCUUCUGACAGCAUUGAUACUAUCGACGAAGAGCACAAACUUCCAUACAGCAUUGAUGCAUAUAGAUCAACAAGAGUGAAAGAGACUGAGAGACCUCAAGUGAAACAGGUGAUCGUAAGGAAGGAAGACGUGUCGCAAAAAAUAGAAGUGCCCAAAAAUUCCAGUCACAUCAGCAUUAAACAAAAGAUGCAGGUUUUAUCCAAUGAGAUGUCCCUGCAGCAGACAGUGAUUCAUCAAGCCAGUCAGGCACUGAACUGCUGCACAGAUGAGGACCAUGGGAAGGGCUCUCAGGUCGAGGCUGAAGCUGAGAGGCUGCUGCUUAUAGCCACUGAGAAGAGGGUGGCACUAAAAGCUGAGCUGGAUCAGUUGAAAGCAGAGGGACCGACAGUUCAGAAAAAAAGCUCAUCCAAAGCCCAGGAUGAUAUGGGCGUUCCUCCCUCAAAGGGCUCCAUCACGCUGCAUGAUCUUCGCUUACCUCUCAAGGCUGACUUUGUCUGUUCUUCCGCAAAUAGGCCUGAAUCUGGAAGCCAUUACUUCUUCGUGAUGAUUCGUGCCGGAGCUGAAAACAUGGUUGCUACUCCUCUGGCCAGUACCAGUGCCCUCAAUGGAGAUGCCUUGACCUUUUCCACCAAGUUCACUCUACCCGAUGUGUCCAGUGACUUUGAGAUUGAUAUUGAGGUCUACUAUCUUGUUCUGAAACGUGAGCUUUUUGCAGAAAAAAGAAAGAAGCCUGCCAAGUCCAAGGCAAUCACUCCCAAAAGAUUUCUUGGUUUAACUAAAAGCAAUCUCCAAACACCUGUAGUGGCAAGCCCCGGGGGUCCGAAUGCUGUACGCACAAGCAGCUUUUCUCUUGUCGGCUCACACAAGUUAACCUUGUGCACCGUUGGAAAAAACAAAUUUCCCCUGGAAAAGAUCAAAUAUGAAGGGUGUGAGAGCAGGCUUCUCAGUGACAUGUUUCAAAAUAAGGUUCCAUUUCUCUGUCCUUUGGAAGGCCAUAUUUACCUCAGGAUGCACUGCGAGGUUGACUCGCAUGUGCAGGAAAGGGGCUUUUUGACCAUGUUUGAGGAUGUCAGUGGAUUUGGAGCCUGGCAUAGGAGAUGGUGUGUCCUCUCAGGAUACUGCAUCUCCUAUUGGACCUACCCUGAUGAUGAAAAACGCAAGAAUCCUAUUGGUCGUAUCAACUUGGCAAGUUGUACAAGUCGUAAAGUGGAGCCUGCUAAUCGUGAGUUCUGUGCCCGGCCCAACACCUUCGAGCUGAUUACAGUGAGACCGCAAAGAGACAAUGACCGAGAAACUCUGGUCAGCCAGUGCAAAAACACCAUGUGUGUUACAAAGAACUGGCUUAGUGCUGACACUAAAGACGAGAGAAACCUGUGGAUGCGGAAGCUCAAUCAAAUCCUAGUAGACCUGCGCAUGUGGCAGCCAGACUCAUGUUACAGGCCGGUGUGACCCAAAUAGAGACAACGAUCAUAGGUCCUAAUUCUACACGAAUUAUUACUGUUUGCUUAGAAGUGCAAUACGAUAUCAAAGUUACAAUGCGUUUACAGCCGAAUACAAAGUUAAGGAAUUGUAUAUUUUACCGUGGACAUGGGAGAUUAAAUUUCAAUAAAGCAAUGCUUAACAUUUCAGUAUUUCAUAGAAGAGAAUAAUCCCCCUAUUAUUGUUUGUAAAGGGCACAUGACUGUACAGCUUAACCUAAUAAAAAUCUACAGCGUAUUCAAUUAUAAAUCACAAAUGACUGUUUCCAAUAUCGAAAAGAAAGCCAUAUGUUGGUUCCUGGAUUCAUUCUUGUCGUUUAGUGUUAUGUCGAUUUUAACUUCAGUACAGGAAGCAAGAUUUAGUUUGAUUAUAUACUUGGUGCAGUUUAAAGCUCUAGGCUAUAUAUUUAACCAUAUUAAACCGCAGUUGGUUUGCAUUCAGAUAUGUAAAUUUUCUGCUUCAGUCUUUAUAUUUAUAUCGGAUUUUGCUUAACUGCUGAUAUACAUGCUGUAAUAUAAUAUGGAAUUGGUAACCGCUUCUAGUAGAAUAAGGUGUAUACAAUAGCUUGAACUACACUAACGUGUUUUCAAUGUAUUAUUUUCUGUGGUCCUCUAUAUAACCACACACAGUACUGUGUUUAAUAUUAAUGCUCAAGUGUUUGCUGCAGAUAGUAUGUUGGGAACUACAGAUUUUGGAUUUUAAUAUAAUUUCAGGCUUCUUGCUUACGUUAAAUAUAUUUUAGUCUUUUUUUUUUUUUUUUUAUGCGUGUAUGUGUGAAACUAUAUCUUUACUAAAUAUUAAGAGCACAUCAUUUUUAAAUAAUCAGGAGGGUUUGCUUUUAUUCAGGGAUAUUUUUUAUAUGUACUCUGUGUGGGUUGAACAAUGUUAAAGUACUUUAUAAACAUUUCAUGCAUGAACAGUUUAAUUAAACUGGUCAUUAGGACUAAUGGACAGCGGAACUGUUUUUUUUUUCCUAUUUUACAGAAUUUUAUUUGCAUUCAGUUACAUUUUGGAUGCUUUAUAAUGCAGAGUGGCAAAACUAUUCUAUGCUGUUAAAAAAUACUACUACUAAAAUGCACAAUUAUCAAUAACUGCGUUUCAUGUUUUAUCUUGCAGUAGAUCUUUUAAGAUGAAAGAUCUCCAUUACACCAGCUUCACUUUGAGUGUAUGUUAAGUGUUUUCUUGUUUUUGUUAUUGACACAUGGCAGACUGUUGGGGUUUUUUUUUCUUUCUUCACUUUAUGCUAGCAUUUUUUUUCUAUUUGCCUUUAAUGCACAUACUUAGAUGCCCACUUAAAAGACAAUGUUGAGAUUCACUUUGACUAUUAGAAAAGUUCACUAAGGCUUCUGUUUUUUGGUUUCCACCUGGUUUUAAACACUCCAAAUGUAGUGCCAAGAAUAACAGUGCUGACCGUCUAAUAAAAGCCAAUGCUUCAACCAA
This is a messenger RNA of Silurus meridionalis, 5193 nucleotides long. It is a transcript of the gene anln, whose product is annotated as anillin, actin binding protein. Gene Ontology annotation, biological process: mitotic cytokinesis; actomyosin contractile ring assembly; septin ring organization. The record is from RefSeq and is a predicted model, not a curated record. Lineage: Eukaryota; Metazoa; Chordata; Actinopteri; Siluriformes; Siluridae. The coding region runs from base 190 to 3723 and encodes 1177 amino acids. Gene Ontology annotation, cellular component: actomyosin contractile ring. The transcript has 25 exons.